Molecule: messenger RNA, 1722 nt
Organism: Closterium sp. NIES-65
Lineage: Eukaryota; Viridiplantae; Streptophyta; Zygnematophyceae; Desmidiales; Closteriaceae
Source: the annotation of a GenBank genome assembly
AUGGGUCCAUCUCCAGGACAGCUGGACGAUGGCGUGGCAUCCAUGCUCGUUAAUAUCACGGACAUGCACGACUUCAAGCACGAGGUGACUGUAGAGGAAGCGCUAACUCUGAACCAGGUGGAGAAGCGCGCGCGAGAGCAGGGUCGCGUGUGGUGGAGCUACGAGGCGAACAAAGGCCCGUACUGGUUCCUGGAAGAAGCCCCAGCGAGCAUCACGGGCGUGCAUAUACGAGCGAAUCUCCAGGCGACGCUGCAGCAAGCGACGAAUAACCUAAGCAUGCACUUGCACCAUCACCACCAUUCCCUUUCCUCUUCCUCCUCCACCGCCUCCUCCUCGUCGUUACCCGCGUCGGCGUCUUGCCCCGCGGCUUGCUCGGCCGGAGCGUUGCCCGGUCCGGGAUUGUUCGGUAGCAUGUCUACCCCGACGGUGCUGAAGCGGCUUGUGCGGAAGGGGAUUCCACCGCAUCUGCGCCCGCGCGUGUGGAAGGCGGUGUCGGGAGCGGCUAAGAAAGAGGCGGUCGCGCCGGACGAUUACUAUUCGUCGCUGGUGGAGGAGACGACGUGGCGCACGACAGACCACACGCUGCAGAUCGAUCACGACUUGCACCGCACGUUCCCCAAGCACCCGCGCAUGGACACACCAGAGAGCCUCGCGGCUCUCAGGCGCGUGCUCGUGGCCUACUCCUUCCGGGACUCGCACGUGGGGUACUGUCAGGGCAUGAACUAUGUCGCAGCGUACCUGCUGCUGGUGAUGCGCAGUGAGGAGGACGCGUUCUGGAUGCUGGCGACGCUGGUGGAGAACGUGCUGUACGACGACUGCUUCGCCGAGGACCUCUUUGGCGUGCACGUCGAGCAGCGCGUGCUCAAGGACCUGCUCAAGAAGAAACAGCCCAAGCUAGCUAGCCACUUGGACAAGGUGGGCUUUGAGCUCUCACUCGUCACCACCGAGUGGUUCCUCUGUGUCUUCGCCAAGACCUUCCCCUCUGAGACCACGCUGCGGGUGUGGGAUGUGCUUUUCAACGAGGGAGCCAAAGUGCUCUUCAGAGUCGCCCUUGCACUAUUCAAGAUAAACGAGGCAGAGCUCAUGACAGCACAGCACCUGGGCGACGUGGUGGAAAUACUCAAUCGGUCCAGCAGCAGGCACUUUGACCCCGACAUUCUCCUGCAGGUGGCGUUUGACCGGCUGGGGACUAUGUCCAUGGCCACCAUUCUCAAGCAGCGCAAGCGUCAGAAGAACGCUGUGGUGGCGGCACUAGAGGCCCGGCAGCAGCAGCUCAGCGCGUAUGAAGAAGAACCUGCCGCUGCUGAGGUCAACCAUAGGACCGUUCUCCCUCCAGGUGCUUUGUUCCGUGACGCCAGUGCUGCCUGCGGCAGCAGGAACAGCCGCUGCAGAGGGGCGUUAGGGGGAGCUUUGAAGGGGGGCGUAGGGGCUGGAAGAGGUUGGGGAGGAUUUGAUGAGAUGGAGAAGAUUCGGGAGGAGGAGAGAGCGGAAUGGGCGCGGGAAGGAUUCACCCCUCCGCAAGGCCUACCACCUCGCGUGGCGUCUCACCUGAAUUUAAACUUGAACUCGGUGUCAGUUUCUCGCAUGCAUGCUGCGGCAGAAGCUGCAUUGUCUGUGUUCUCAGCUGCUUCAGAAGUGUCUUCUGUGGCAGCAGCGUCAGUGUCGCUGGCCAUGGGAUCUCGCGAGGCUGAGAGUGGACUCAUUCGCACCAACUCCAUUUGA